GCCGGCGCCCAAGUGGGAGGACGGCAGCUGCCCGCUCCCUCCUCCCGACACCCCCGCUACCUGCCCGGUCCCCCAACGAAGCGUGAGGAGGCUGAGAGCCCGUGGGGCCGAGCCCGCAACUUUGCAGCCUCGGGGAGGGCGAGAGCCGGCGUCCGAGGCUCCUCUUGUCGGCGACCAGAGCUCGGAAUGUGAUCGAGGAUGCUGGCCCUGAGGCUGCUCAACGUGGUGGCCCCCGCCUACUUCCUGUGCAUCGCCCUGGUGACCCUGGUGCUGCAGCUCUUCCUCUUUCUGCCCCGAAUGCGUGAGGACCCCACGGCCGCCCGCCUCUUCUCGCCCGCCCUGCUCCAUGGGGCGCUCUUCCUGUUCCUCUCCACCAACGCCCUGGGCAACUACGUCCUGGUCAUCCAGAACUCCCCGGACGACCUGGACGCCUGCCAGGGGGCCGAGGCCAGGAGGGCCCUGUGCCCCCCGCCCAGCACCCACUUCUGCCGCGUGUGUGCCAGAGUCACCCUGAGGCACGACCACCACUGUUUCUUCACCGGCAACUGCAUCGGGAGCAGAAACAUGCGAAACUUCGUCCUGUUCUGCCUCUACACCUCGCUGGCCUGCCUCUACUCCAUGGUGGCUGGCGUGGCCUACAUCUCCGCAGUCCUUUCCAUCUCCUUUGCCCACCCCCUGGCCUUCCUCACGCUCCUUCCCACCUCCAUCAGCCAGUUCUUCUCUGGAGCUGUCCUCGGUUCUGAAAUGUUCGUCAUCCUCAUGCUUUACCUCUGGUUUGCCAUCGGCCUGGCCUGCGCUGGCUUCUGCUGCCAUCAGUUGCUGUUGAUUCUCCGGGGGCAGACCCGCCACCAGGUGCGGAAGGGGAUGGCGGUGAGAGCCCGGCCUUGGCGCAAGAACUUACAGGAGGUCUUCGGGAAGAGGUGGCUCUUGGGCCUUCUGGUCCCCAUGUUCAAUGUUGGAAGCGAGAGCUGCAAGCAGCGGGACAAGUAGCGGGCGCUCCCUUCAUUCCUCUGUGUGUGUGUGUCUGUCUUGACUCCUCGUGAACAUGAGACCACAGCACCCUGUCUCCACCCAUGACCCACUACAGCGUUGGACUGGUAAGGUCCUAGCAUCCACCCCGGGUCUGUGACACCAAAGAACUGUGUUGGUUGGUGGAUCAUGACAAGGAGGAAAGAAGGCCACCUAGGCAUUGCUAGGCUCCCCCAUGAGCCAGCCUGGUGGUUGGUAAUUGUUCAGAGGCCUCCGCUUUUGUUUCCUUCUCUUGGGUGCCUGCUUUCCCUGUCUGCCUGGUUUACACACCCUCUACCGAGUCUCCUGUCUUCACUGCUAUUGCUAGCGCUUUUCCUCUCAACCCUAGAUUAGGAGUGGGGAGUGGAUUCUUACUGCUGGUAUGAUGCUCCCUAAGGGCCUGAAAUCUGGCAAAAAUGUUCAAGAUGACCAUGGGUGAGAGGCAGCCAAGUCAGCUCUGCCAACUGCUAGUGAGGUUGGGAAAGGAGGGUCAUGUGUCCUCAUCGCCUCUGUGGAACUGUGGACAGUGGAAGGGAAAAAGAACUCCAUAGCGUGCUUCCCAGCCCCCAAGUUGCAAGGCCUUUUCUCUGGGAGACAGAAGCCAAUGGCCUGGGAUUUUCCAGCUGCUGUCCCCUGUCCGCCCCUCCCUAGCUGGCCCCCCAGCUCAGUCCAGGACCUGGCUUCUUUUCCCUGGCACUCUUCCAGCCUUUGCCAUUGGUCUCCAACCUCCAGGUCUUCCAUAGAUGAUGGGAAGACAAGGAGGAAGGGAGAAGGGAAAGGAGAUACUGAUAAACGAGAGAGAGGUGUGUGACUGUACAACCACAUGGAAGAGGGCGUGUGUGCGCGUCUCUGUGUGUGGGGGUGGUGGUGAGGAAUGUCGUUAUGAAAAUAGGGACAAAAUAGGAGGAGGGAGGGUCACGCAGAGGUUGGGCACUGGAAUAUUUUAGGACUGAGAAUGAGGGGGGGCAAAUGGGCUUAUUUCUGAAGGACAUUCUAGCAGCUAAAGCUGCUCCAUGUUUGAAUGGUUGCCUGGAGAGAUAGUGAGUGCCCCACAACUGGAGGUAUUCCAGAAGGGACUGGGCAGUCAUCUGAUAGGUGUGCGGUGGAAGGAAUUUCUGCACAGGGUCAGGGAAAGGAAGCUCCUCUCCACCCCAUGACCCCAGUGUCCUCUUCCUGAGCACAAAAGGACCCCUUGCCAGGUCCAGAGGCAAGACCUGCUGCAGACAUGCCUGGGAGUUAUUUGCCUUCACAGAGGAUGGGGCGGGUAGGGAGGGGUCUGAAAAUCAUGAUGCAACCCUACCCAACCACCAGGGAGACAGUCUCUCAAGAGACAGGACUACUAGGUUUUAAUGCUACUUGAAGGUGUCGGCAUUUGAGAACAGGGAAAUGGAGCCGUUUCAGGAGCAGAUUGGAGCAGUGGUGGGGAAAGCAAAGCUGGAAGGUGAUGCUUGACUCUGAGGAGGGAGAUAGGGAGAGUGCAGGCUCAAGAAUGGGGGGAGCAGAAUAUAAGGUUGCAAAUAGGAGACCAACCUUGACUGACUCUGGAUGAAGGCGCUGCUGUGUGUUCUGGGACCCAGAUGACCAGACCCCUGGGUUAUAUGAGGGAGUGGAGACAACACAAAUGACCCCCUCCUGACUGGGUCCCAAGGCCAUUCUGCCAUCCAGCCUGCUGAAGCCCACACUCCAGUGUCCAGCUGGUAGUCACAGCGACCUUAACCAUGGCUGCACAACACCGCACAACACCUUGAGUUCUUGAGCAGAGCCUGGGAAGUUUCUGCCUUCAUGCCUCUGAGAGAAUUGAUGUAAUAAUAGUGCCACCUGCUCAUACUUCUCCCUCUUAUAUUCACGCAUUCAUUCAUGCCUCCUACUGUAUUUAUUGAGCACCAACCAUGUGCCAAGUCUCUACCAGGCACUGGUAUACAACACUGAAAUAGAUGGUGAGAUCCCUGCCCCCGGGAGCAUCCAGUUGCUGUCCCCAUGCACUGACUCCCACCCCCUGAAAAAUGGUUACUCUGCCGUCUUGCCGGACAGCAGAACAGGUCAUUUGGAAGGGAAGGAUGUGGCAGAGAGGGUGUAAGGGGAGCCCAGGCUUCCAGGAUGGAGGGGUUAUUGAGGGGAGGGGAGCAUGCUCACCCUCAGUUCUGACCACACUGAAGCAGUGGGAGUGAAAGAGGAGCAGGGAGACCCCAAAGUCCAGGCUUGGAAGCCAGCCCUGACACACUCCAACUCCUGGAGGCUCAGCCCUUGUGAAGGAGCAAAAGACAGAUGAUGCAGGGAGUCAUAUCCUGGCUGACUGGCCACAGGGAGGGGCAGUAGGGAGGUUGCCAAGUGUGGGGCUUGAGUAAUAUUUGUAUACACGGCUAAGUAUUG
This is a messenger RNA of Dama dama (fallow deer), 3378 nucleotides long. It is a transcript of the gene ZDHHC22, whose product is annotated as zinc finger DHHC-type palmitoyltransferase 22. The coding region runs from base 199 to 990 and encodes 263 amino acids. NCBI's taxonomy places the organism in Eukaryota, Metazoa, Chordata, Mammalia, Artiodactyla, Cervidae. Gene Ontology annotation, molecular function: palmitoyltransferase activity. The transcript has 3 exons. Gene Ontology annotation, biological process: protein palmitoylation. Gene Ontology annotation, cellular component: Golgi apparatus. The record is from RefSeq and is a predicted model, not a curated record.